AUGAGCACCACUGCCCUUCCCGCCAGGGCGGGCCUUCGACGCAACGUCACCGUGGACUCGACCCCCUCCACCGUCUCCAACUCCCUCGCUGGCACCCCCGACGACUCGCCCACUGGCUCCGCCUCCUCGACAUCCUUAUCCUCCCUCGGCUCCGUCGAGGACUUCCAGAAAGAGCCCGAGCAGAAGCUGAUCGACAGCUACGGCAACGAGUUCAAGCUGCCCGACUACACCAUCAAGGACAUAAGAGAUGCCAUCCCCAAGCACUGCUUCGAGCGGUCCGCCGUCCGUGGUCUGAGCUAUGUGGCCCGCGACAUCGCCACCCUCGGAGCCACCUUCUACGCCUUCAACAACUACUGCACACCCGAGUAUGUGCCUUCGAUGGCACUGCGAGCAGGUCUGUGGGCGGGCUACACCUUCGUGCAGGGCCUCGUCGGUACCGGUCUGUGGGUGUUGGCGCACGAGUGCGGUCACCAGUCCUUCUCUCCCAGCAAGACACUGAACGAUACCGUCGGCUGGGUUUGCCAUUCGGCACUCCUGGUUCCCUACUUCAGCUGGAAGAUCAGCCACGGCAAGCACCACAAGGCCACUGGCAACCUCGAGCGUGAUAUGGUUUUCUGCCCCCGUACCCGAGAAGAGCAUGCCAAGAGGGGCGGUUUCGUGUCGGAGGAGAUGCACGAGUUGCUGGAGGAGACGCCAAUCUACACCGCCACCCAUCUUCUAUCGCAGCAGAUCGGCGGCUGGCCAAUGUACCUCUUGUCCAACGUGACUGGCCACAACAACCACGAGAAGCAGCCUGAGGGCAAGGGAGCAGGGCGUAAGAACGGCAACGGUAGCGUCAACCACUUCAACCCGAAGAGCCCGCUGUACGAGAGGAAGGACGAGAAGCUCAUUCUGCUUUCCGACUUGGGCCUGCUCAUCACCGCCUCCAUCCUGUUCCUCGUCGGUCGGACGUACGGCUUCACGAACCUGCUUGUGUGGUACAUCCUGCCGUACCUCUGGGUAAACCACUGGCUCGUCGCUAUCACCUUCCUCCAGCACACCGACCCCUCCCUCCCCCACUACACCGGCGCGACGUGGAACUUCGCCCGCGGCGCCGCAGCCACCAUCGACCGCGAGUUCGGCUUCAUCGGCCGCCAGCUCUUCCACGGCAUCAUCGAGACGCACGUCCUGCACCACUACGUCAGCACCAUCCCCUUCUACCACGCCGACGAGGCCACCGAGGCCAUCAAGCCCGUCAUGGGCCAGCACUACCGCUCCAACACCGAAGGCGGCUCCAUCGGCUUCAUCCGCUCCCUCUGGAACAGCGCGCGCUGGUGCCAGUGGGUCGAGCCGAACGAGGGCGCCAAGGGCGAGAACGCCAACGUCAUGUUCUUCCGUAACCGGAAUGGGCUGGGUGUGCCGCCGGCGGACCUUUCGAAGGCGUUGCAAGAGCAGGAGACGAGAGGUCGGAGGGGCCGGAUGGUGGAGGUGGAGGAUGAUAGCGAGUGA
Saxophila tyrrhenica is the source of this 1488-nucleotide messenger RNA. It is a transcript of the gene FAH12, whose product is annotated as Oleate hydroxylase fah12. The record is from RefSeq and is a predicted model, not a curated record. Gene Ontology annotation, biological process: unsaturated fatty acid biosynthetic process. The coding region runs from base 1 to 1488 and encodes 495 amino acids. The transcript has 2 exons. Gene Ontology annotation, molecular function: oxidoreductase activity, acting on paired donors, with oxidation of a pair of donors resulting in the reduction of molecular oxygen to two molecules of water. NCBI's taxonomy places the organism in Eukaryota, Fungi, Ascomycota, Dothideomycetes, Mycosphaerellales, Extremaceae.